AUGACUAUAAUGACCCGUCCGCCAGAGACACUUCCAACUUACUCUGUUUCUUCGCCUCCGCCAUCUUACUCUUGUGAUCCAGCUGUUGGCGAGCAACUCAUUCAACGAACGCCACGCGCCUUAGGUCGUCCCACCGGAACGUUUAAAAAACUAUCUGGGGGAGUAAAAGUUGUACUCACGGAGCAGGAAGAUGACGCGGAAACACCCAUAUACUCACGACACUAUCCUAUAAAUGGUGCUAUCGCACUGGAACACCGUGAAACAAUCACAGAGGUCAAAGCAAAGGUUGUUGGCCAAAUGCGACUUCUCAUCCCUGGGGUGAACUCUCGUGAGGUGACCUUGGUGGAACAACACCAAAUCCUUUGGUCAUCGAACUCUGCCAGCGGUUCCUCUUCAAUGUGUCCGGGAACACUGCCAUUUUCGCUCACUUUACCGUCCACAUUUGAAGACAAAGGCGCCUCGUAUCCUUUACCGCCGACCUUUAAUCUCUCCUGCCUAGGCUCCUCAGGGCUAACGGCUGUUUGCAAAUAUUCGCUUGAGAUCAAGGUUGUGAAGGGUCACAGUCGAGGUAUCGGACAUUGGAUGAAGACCAAGAAAAUCAGCAUCCCUCUCAAACAUCUGCCACGCUCACGACCGCCUCGUCCCAUUUCGGCAGAGUGCGACCUCUUUUCCGACCUCAAGGUUUCUCCUGAGGAAUGGCACCAAACUCUGACGACGAUUCCCUCACGUUCGCCCGAGACCAUCCCUCCGGUCAACGCACAUGUUUUUAUCCCUUCCACAAAAGUUUUUGCAUACGGCGAGACUAUCCCCUUCCAUAUCCAGUUAACUGGACCUGUAUGCUCGUUGCGCGACCUCUCAGAUUCGUCUGGUAAGGUUCCGAACCUUCGAGUGAACCUUUUACGUCAGGCCUCGCUGAACAUCGACGGUCCCAAGGCUUGGAGGAACAACGUUAUCGCUGACUCCAAGUUAUGGCCGAUACCACCGCCUGUGGGUAGCAUCACGAAUGCAGCUUGCUUGCGGGAAGAUAGUCUCGACUGGCAAGGUGAACUCGAAAUUCCAAAAACCCUCUCCGCUCCAGGUUUCCAUGCGGGAGAUUUGCAUGUCAAGGAUUUCAUUCUCUUAACUGUAAUUCCUGCGGAUAGAAAAUCAAAACUACAAUAUCAUCAAUCUCAUAUAGCUAUCAAAAUUGUCACGGACUCGUGGAGGGAAGCGCCGGACUCAUCGUGA
Molecule: messenger RNA, 1227 nt
Organism: Marasmius oreades (fairy-ring Marasmius)
Lineage: Eukaryota; Fungi; Basidiomycota; Agaricomycetes; Agaricales; Marasmiaceae
Exons: 5
Coding region: 1-1227 (408 amino acids)
Source: RefSeq, a predicted model, not a curated record